Messenger RNA from Ogataea philodendri, 1767 nucleotides. RefSeq lists its product as uncharacterized. Gene Ontology annotation, cellular component: cytoplasm; membrane. The transcript has a single exon. The coding region runs from base 1 to 1767 and encodes 588 amino acids. The record is from RefSeq and is a predicted model, not a curated record. Gene Ontology annotation, biological process: protein folding in endoplasmic reticulum. Lineage: Eukaryota; Fungi; Ascomycota; Pichiomycetes; Pichiales; Pichiaceae.
AUGUAUUUGUUGUGGUGGACAUGGAGUGUAUAUUUGAGUUUUUUGGCGCUUGUAAGCGCCGAGGAGAACUCUACAACGACUCUUUCGUCGCUUAAUGGGUCCCUGGUGGAGUCAGAACUUCAAAACCUGACAGACUCGCUCGACGGGAACAAGUCUAGUCUGCCUAUCGAGGAGAAGGCAUACUUCCUCACGUUUGAGGAAUGGAAGAAGAAAAAAGUUGAUGAGGCAGAGGUCGUCAAGUCAAGACCAGAACAGGAACAGAAAGAUGCCUUUGGAGGACCCGUGGGCGAGGAAAUGGAGAUCGAAAUCUCCAUGUUUGGUGCACCAGAACCAAAACAAGAGGACACAGGCAAAGUUUAUAAAGAGCGGUUCAAUUUCGCCUCGUUCGACUGUGCGGCCACAAUUGUCAAGACCAACGCUGAGGCGAAAGGCGCGAACGCCAUUUUGAACGAGAACAAAGACUCGUACUUGUUGAACGAGUGCAAAGCGAAGAACAAGUACAUCAUCAUUGAAUUGUGCGAGGAUAUUUUGGUGGACGAAGUUUUGCUCGGCAACUACGAGUUUUUCUCGUCCAUGUUCAAAGACGUUCGAAUUUCUGUCAGCGAUAGGUACCCGACCACCAGCUGGCACUCUUUGGGUGACUUCCGUGCAGAGAAUGUGCGGAAAUUGCAACCGUUUAAAGUCGAGAACCCGCUGAUAUGGGCCAAGUUCCUCAGAAUCGAGGUGUUCUCGUACUAUGGAGACGAGUUCUACUGUCCGAUUUCGUCGGUCCAGGUCCAUGGAAAGACCAUGAUUGAGCAGUUUAAAGAGGAAGAGAAGGAAGAGAUCCAACCGGAGGUGGUGGAGAAAGAGGAGCCUAAAGUCGAGUCAAAAGACUUUUACGACACUCCAUCGUUCAAUCUGUCAAUCAACGAGAUUUUCUUCUCCUUGAACGGGUCCACAGAAGACGAAAACUGCAAAAUCACACCGUACCUCGGCUUGGACCGUUUCCUCAAAGAGCACCAGCAGGACUUGUGCGAAAUUGACGAGACUCCAUCAGAGGUGAAGCCAAAGACCACCCACACUGCCGGAGCUCAGGAAUCGAUCUACAAGAACAUCAUCAACCGGAUCUCGCUCCUGGAGUCAAACGCUACAUUGUCGCUAUUAUACAUCGAGGAACAGUCGAGGAUCUUGUCUACCGCGUUUGAGAACCUUGAAAGCCGCCAAAACAACAGAUUCACCACACUGAUGGACCAUCUGAACCAAACCAUCCUCAACCAGAUAGGCAACUUCAGGCUGCUCAACACCGAACUGGCGUUCAACUUUGAAAAUCUCUUCAACUACCAGAACAACAAGUUCCAGCAUCUUUUGGCAGAUACAGACAGCAAGUUUUCUGGGUUUGCGCAUUCACUCAACUUCCAGAAGAAGCUCAACUAUCUUAAUUUGACCAUCAUCAUCCUGCUUCUGUGUUACAUCAUCAUCACCAGAGAUACCUACAUCGAGUCGGACUUCAUAAGCACGCCGUACUCUACAAGCUCGGCACACCACUCACCGUCGCUAUCGCCGGCCAUUUCGGUGCGCAAGCGCAGCAAGUUUGUGGACAGGUUUGUGUUUGGUUCUCGAACCGUCUCUCCAGCAGAUUACGAGUUCGAAUACGACAGUUAUAGAGACGACCAGGCCGAAUCGACCGAGGAAGAGCAGGAGCGUGUUCAUACCGACCAGAAGGCGGACCAGUCGUCGGUGGUGAUCACCGACAUGAAGCUGGAAAGCAACAACGCGAGCGAUUAA